AUGGGCUGCACGGGGUCCAGGCACGCGCUGCGCGGCGGCGUCCGGGGUGGCGGCCGGUCGCCGCACGCGCGGAGCCUCUCCGGCGGCGUUCACCACACCGUAGCGCUCAAGUCCUCCACGCUGGGGUCGCUCAGCCUCGACCGGGACGAGGAGGAGAUAAUGAAGUGGCGCGACGACGGCGGUGUCGGCGCGGCGAAGACGACGCCGCCGCUGCCGCUGAAGCCGCAGCUGAUGCGGCGGCAGAAACAGGUGCCGGGCUCGCCGGCCAAGACGCCGCAGGUCCGCGAGCCCGAGGUGAUCAACGUGUGGGAGCUCAUGGACGGCCUCGACGACAAGGACGAGGACGGCGACGCCGACGGCGAGGAGCGGCGCGAGAAGUCGGCCCCAGGAUCGCCCGAGUUCGAUCCGGACGUCAUCGCCGCGUUCCGGAAGGCGCUGGAUGAGAUACCCCCGCCGCCGGACGACCCCCCCGGCAACGAGGAGUGUAUCAAGAAGCCUGACGGCCCGGGCGGUGGCGGGGGCGGCGACCAGGUGGGCGUCAAGAAGCGUGAGAUACAGAGGUUCCCGGGCAUCGUGCGCGCGCGGGUCAGCGCGUUCCAGCAGAGGAUCGACGCAAGGCUCGCCAAGCUGGCGCCGCCGCAGCCGCAGCCACCGGCUCUGCCGCCCCAGCCGGACAGCACCCGGAAGGUGGUGCUGUACCUGACCAGCCUCCGCGGCAUCCGCAAGACGUACGAGGACUGCUGGUCCGCCAAGUCCAUUCUGCAGAGCUACGGCGUGCGCGUCGACGAGCGCGACCUGUCGAUGCACUCCGGGUUCAAGGACGAGCUCCACGCCGCGCUGGGCUCCACCGCGGGCAGCAGGCUCCCGCAGGUGUUCGCGGACGGCAGGCACCUGGGCGGCGCCGAGGAGGUCCGCCGGAUGCAUGAGGCCGGCGAGCUGUCGAAGGCGCUCGAGGCCUGCGAGAUGGCGCCCCCGCCGAGAUCCGGCGGCAAGGGCAUUGCCCUGGAGGCGUGCUCCGGCUGCGGCGGCGUGCGGUUCGUGCCCUGCGAGGAGUGCUCCGGCAGCUGCAAGGUGUUCCUCGAGGAAGUGGGCACCUUCAGGCGGUGCCCCGAGUGCAACGAGAACGGGCUAGUGCGGUGUCCUCUCUGCUCCUUGUGA
Molecule: messenger RNA, 1158 nt
Organism: Miscanthus lutarioriparius
Lineage: Eukaryota; Viridiplantae; Streptophyta; Magnoliopsida; Poales; Poaceae
Source: the annotation of a GenBank genome assembly